Messenger RNA from Rasamsonia emersonii CBS 393.64, 1335 nucleotides. Its product is annotated as Succinate--CoA ligase (GDP-forming). Gene Ontology annotation, molecular function: ATP binding; succinate-CoA ligase (ADP-forming) activity; metal ion binding. The record is from RefSeq and is a predicted model, not a curated record. Gene Ontology annotation, cellular component: mitochondrion; succinate-CoA ligase complex. The transcript is spliced from 8 exons. Gene Ontology annotation, biological process: succinyl-CoA metabolic process; tricarboxylic acid cycle. NCBI's taxonomy places the organism in Eukaryota, Fungi, Ascomycota, Eurotiomycetes, Eurotiales, Trichocomaceae. The coding region runs from base 1 to 1335 and encodes 444 amino acids.
AUGUUCAAGCUUGCUCGCAGCACGCCGAUUGCGACGGCUCUCAGAGCGGCAACAGAGUCGUCGGUGCAGAGCAGAUUAGCUCAGCAGCAGAGGAGGAAUCUCUCUGUCCAUGAAUAUCUCUCUGCGAGACUGCUCAAGUCGUACGGCGUCGGUGUGCCCAAGGGCGAGGUCGCCCGCACAGCGGACGAAGCAGAGGCUGUUGCGAAGCAGAUUGGUGGAGAUGAUAUGGUGAUCAAGGCCCAAGUCCUCGCCGGUGGUCGAGGCAAGGGUACUUUCGACAAUGGGCUGAAGGGAGGAGUGCGCGUGAUUUACUCGCCAACUGAGGCCAAGAUGUUCGCAUCCCAGAUGAUCGGACACAAGUUGAUCACGAAGCAAACUGGUGCUAAGGGCCGUCUCUGCAACGCUGUUUACAUCUGCGAGCGCAAGUUCGCGCGUCGGGAAUUCUACCUUGCCAUCCUCAUGGACCGCCAGACCCAGACGCCUGUGAUUGUGUCCUCUUCCCAGGGUGGUAUGGACAUUGAGACUGUCGCGAAGGAGACUCCUGAGGCGAUUCGGACCACCCCGAUCGACAUCAAGGUCGGAGUCACGGAUGAAAUCGCGCGCAACAUUGCUACGGAGCUUGGUUUCUCGGAACAGUGCAUCGAAGAUGCCAAGACGACCAUCCAGAACCUGUACAAGGUUUUCAUGGAGAAGGACGCUACCCAGAUUGAGAUCAACCCUCUGGCUGAGACCUCUGACCACCAGGUCCUUGCCAUGGAUGCCAAGCUGGGAUUCGACGACAACGCCGAGUUCAGACAGCAGGAGGUCUUCUCGUGGAGGGAUACGACGCAGGAGGACCCGGACGAGGUCAAGGCUGCUGAGCACGGGCUGAACUUUAUCAAGCUUGACGGUGAUAUUGGAUGCUUGGUCAAUGGUGCUGGUCUCGCCAUGGCCACCAUGGAUAUCAUCAAGCUCAACGGAGGCAACCCUGCGAACUUCCUUGACGUCGGCGGUGGUGCCACCCCUACCGCCAUCAAGAGGGCCUUUGAGCUGAUCACCAGCGACCCGAAGGUCACUGCGAUCUUCGUCAACAUCUUCGGAGGUAUUGUCCGAUGCGAUGCUAUCGCCCAGGGUCUCAUCAACGUUGUGCGCGACAUGGGAUUGCGCACUCCUGUCAUUGCCCGUUUGCAGGGAACCAACAUGGAGCAGGCUCGUAAGCUGAUCGACGAGUCCGGUCUGAAGAUCUUCUGUAUCGAGGACCUGCAAAGCGCAGCCGAGAAGGCUGUCCAAUUCUCGAAGGUGGUUAAGAUGGCCCGCGAUAUCGACGUGGGCGUCGAGUUCACCCUCGGCAUCUAA